AUGACCAGCUUCUUCGAUAUCCAGGCUCGGAAACAAGCAGCCACAGCCAACCGAGCAGCUAUCAAGCCGAAGAACUCAAAGGAAAACAAUCAUGUACAGCCGUGGGUCGAGAAAUAUCGUCCAAAGAGCCUCGACGAUGUAGCGGCUCAAGAGCAUACCAUCACAAUCCUUAAGAGAACCUUGCAGUCUUCUAAUCUUCCACACAUGCUUUUCUAUGGCCCACCCGGCACGGGGAAAACAUCAACAAUUCUCGCCCUUGCAAAAGGACUCUAUGGACCAGAACUCUAUCGCUCGCGCGUCUUAGAGCUUAAUGCGUCGGAUGAGCGCGGCAUCUCAAUCGUGCGCUCUAAAAUCAAGGAUUUCGCGCGUAUGCAACUCACACAGCCCUCGGCGCAAGCUCGCAAUUUGUACCCAUGUCCUCCCUACAAAAUUAUAAUUCUCGACGAGGCCGAUAGCAUGACGCAAGAUGCUCAAAGCGCCUUGCGCCGCACCAUGGAAACGUACUCCCGGAUUACGCGCUUCUGUCUCAUCUGUAACUAUGUCACGCGCAUCAUUGAUCCGCUCGCCAGCCGUUGUAGCAAGUUUCGCUUCAAGAUGUUGGAAGUGGCGGGCGCUAAGGCGCGGCUUGAGGAUAUUGCUGCGCAGGAGGGUCUCCUUCUCGAAGAAAAUACUAGCGAAAUGUUGGCUCGAUGUGCAGAGGGAGAUCUCCGCAAGGCCAUCACCUUCCUCCAGAGUGCGGCUCGAUUGGCAGGACCGACAGUGUAUGGCGAUGCAAGCGCCAUGGACCUCGAUGAACAGCCAGCGACUCGUCUUGUGACCCUCACGAGCAUCGAAGAUAUUGCGGGUCUUGUUCCUAAUUCUCUUGUCAGCCGGCUCGUCACAGCAAUGCAAACCAAUUCUAAGCAUUCUGCCUACGAAGCUGUCUCCACUGUAGUUCGAGAUAUCGUUCACGAGGGAUGGAGUGCUACGCAAGUAGUUUCGCAGCUUUACCAUACCAUUAUCUACGACGAAAUGAUCGCCGAUGUGCGAAAGAAUCAAAUAACACUCAUCUUCUCGCUCGCUGAUAAGAGACUGGUGGACGGCUCGGAUGAGCACCUUACCCUCCUCGAUCUCGCUCUACGUAUCUCCUCGAUCCUAUGUCACUAG
Molecule: messenger RNA, 1146 nt
Organism: Blumeria graminis f. sp. triticale
Lineage: Eukaryota; Fungi; Ascomycota; Leotiomycetes; Helotiales; Erysiphaceae
Source: the annotation of a GenBank genome assembly